Molecule: messenger RNA, 1815 nt
Organism: Budorcas taxicolor (takin)
Lineage: Eukaryota; Metazoa; Chordata; Mammalia; Artiodactyla; Bovidae
Gene: GALNT9
Product: polypeptide N-acetylgalactosaminyltransferase 9
Exons: 11
Coding region: 1-1815 (604 amino acids)
Cellular component (GO): Golgi apparatus
Source: RefSeq, a predicted model, not a curated record
AUGGCGGUGGCCAGGAAGAUCAAAACUUUGCUGACGGUCAACAUUCUGGUGUUCGUGGGCAUCAUCCUCUUCUCCGUGUACUGCCGCCUGCAGGACCGCUCAGAGGGGCUGGUGCAGAUCGUUCGCAGCGCCGACCGCCGGGUGCGCAGCCGGCACGCCAAGGUGGGCGCGCUGGCGGAGCGCGAAGCCAUCCUGCAGCGCCUCGACCACCUGGAGGAGGUAGUCUACAACCAGCUGAAUGGUCUUGCCAAGCCCAUUGGUCUGGUGGAGGGGCCAGGAGGCCUGGGCCAGGGCGGCAUGGCAGCCACCCUGAGGGAUGAUAGCCAGGAGACGGAAGGCAAGUUCGAGGAAUAUGGGUACAAUGCACAGCUCAGCGACCGCAUCUCCCUGGACCGUACCAUCCCGGACUACAGGCCCAAAAAGUGCAGACAGAUGACCUACUCAGAUGACCUGCCCCAGAUCUCUGUGGUGUUCAUCUUUGUCAAUGAAGCCCUCUCAGUCAUUCUGCGCUCCGUCCACAGCGUGGUCAACCACACGCCCUCCCAGCUCCUCAAGGAGGUGAUCCUGGUGGAUGACAACAGUGAUAAUGUGGAACUCAAGCUCAACCUGGACCAAUACGUCAGCAAGAGAUACCCGGGCCUGGUGAAGAUCGUCCGCAACAGCAGGCGGGAAGGCCUGAUCCGGGCGCGGCUGCAGGGUUGGAAGGUCGCCACGGCCCCCGUUGUCGGCUUCUUUGAUGCCCAUGUGGAGUUCAGCACAGGCUGGGCCGAGCCCGCCCUUACGCGGAUCCGGGAGGACCGCCGGCGGAUCGUCCUGCCAGCCAUAGACAACAUCAAGUACGACACGUUCGAGGUGCAGCAAUACGCCAGCGCGGCCCACGGCUACAACUGGGGCCUUUGGUGCAUGUACAUCGUCCCACCCCAGGACUGGCUGGACCGCGGCGACGAGGCGGCGCCCAUCAGGACCCCGGCCAUGAUCGGCUGCUCCUUCGUUGUGGACCGGGAGUACUUCGGGGACAUUGGUCUGCUGGACCCGGGCAUGGAGGUGUAUGGCGGGGAGAACAUAGAGCUGGGCAUGAGGGUGUGGCAGUGUGGUGGCAGCAUGGAGGUGCUGCCCUGCUCCCGCGUGGCCCACAUCGAGCGCACCAAGAAGCCCUACAACAACGACAUCGACUACUACGCCAAACGCAACGCCCUGCGAGCGGCCGAGGUGUGGAUGGAUGGCUUCAAGUCCCACGUGUACAUGGCCUGGAACAUCCCCAUGACCAACCCGGGCGUGGACUUCGGGGACGUGUCCGAGCGGCUGGCCCUGCGCCAGAGGCUGAAGUGCCGCAGCUUCAAGUGGUACCUGGACAACGUGUACCCGGAGAUGAGGACGUACAACGACACCCUCACGUACGGAGAGGUGAGAAACAGCAAAGCCAGCGGCUACUGCUUAGACCAAGGAGCAGAGGACGAUGACCGCGCCAUCCUGUACCCCUGCCACGGGAUGUCCUCCCAGCUGGUGCGGUACAGCGCCGAGGGCCUGCUGCAGCUGGGCCCCCUGGGCUCCACCGCUUUCCUGCCUGACUCCAAGUGCCUGGUGGAUGACGGCAGGGGCCGCACGCCCGCCCUGAAGAAGUGCGAAGAUGUGGCCCGGCCCGCGCAGCGGCUGUGGGACUUCACCCAGGGUGGCCCCAUUGUGAGCAGAGACACGGGCCGGUGCCUGGAGGUGGAGAUGUCCAAGGAUGCCAACUUUGGGCUCCGCCUGGUGGUGCAGAGGUGCUCAGGACAGAAAUGGACCAUCAGAAACUGGAUCAAGCCGGGGCGGCACUGA